Erinaceus europaeus (western European hedgehog) is the source of this 1986-nucleotide messenger RNA. It is a transcript of the gene RPA1, whose product is annotated as replication protein A1. The record is from RefSeq and is a predicted model, not a curated record. The transcript is spliced from 17 exons. Gene Ontology annotation, biological process: DNA replication; meiotic cell cycle; double-strand break repair via homologous recombination. Gene Ontology annotation, cellular component: nucleus; DNA replication factor A complex. Bases 79 to 1929 code for a protein of 616 amino acids. NCBI's taxonomy places the organism in Eukaryota, Metazoa, Chordata, Mammalia, Eulipotyphla, Erinaceidae. Gene Ontology annotation, molecular function: single-stranded telomeric DNA binding; damaged DNA binding.
CGUUGGAGCGCGCGGGACCCCGGGAGAUAAGUCGGGGCAGCGGAGAAGCUGGAGCGCGGGAGUUGGAGUGGCGCAGCCAUGGUGGGCCAGCUGAGCGAGGGGGCCAUAGCGGCCAUAAUGCAGCAGGGAGAUACAUCUAUAAAACCCAUUCUCCAAGUCAUUAACAUUCGCCCUAUUACCACAGGGAAUAGCCCACCUCGUUACCGACUACUUAUGAGUGAUGGAGUGAACACUUUAUCCUCUUUCAUGUUAGCAACACAGUUGAACGCUCUUGUUGAAGAAGAAAAAUUGUCUAGCAACUGUAUCUGCCAGAUUAACCGAUUUAUUGUUAACACUCUGAAAGAUGGGAGGAGAGUAGUUAUUUUGAUGGAAUUAGAUGUUUUAAAAUCAGCUGAAGCAGUUGGAUUAAAGAUUGGCAAUCCAGUCCCUUAUAAUGAAGGACAUGGGCAGCAGCAGGUAGUUCCUUCUCCAGUUCCAGCAGCCAAUCCACCAACCAGCAGGCCCCAGCAACAGAAUGGGAGCUCAGGAAUGGGUUCCCCUGUAUCUAAUCCUUAUGGUGCCUCAAAGAUAUUUGGAAAAUCUGGAGGUAUCAGCCUAAUGAACACUUCUGGGGGCUCACAGUCCAAAGUGGUGCCCAUUGCCAGCCUCACCCCUUACCAAUCCAAAUGGACUAUCUGUGCACGUGUUACCAACAAAAGUCAGAUCCGUACCUGGAGCAAUUCCCGAGGAGAAGGGAAGCUUUUCUCUAUAGAAUUAGUUGAUGAAAGUGGUGAAAUCCGAGCUACUGCUUUCAAUGAACAGGUGGACAAGUUCUUUCCCCUUCUCGAUGUGAACAAGGUCUACUAUUUCUCUAAAGGAACCCUGAAAAUUGCCAACAAACAAUUCUCAGCUGUUAAAAAUGACUAUGAGAUGACCUUCAAUAAUGAGACUUCUGUCAUGCCCUGUGAAGAUGGCCAUCAUUUACCUACAGUUAAGUUUGAUUUCACAGGGAUUGGAGACCUAGAGAGCAAGCCUAAAGACUCACUUGUUGACAUAAUUGGGGUCUGCAAGAACUAUGAAGAUGCCACUAAAAUCACAGUAAAAUCUAACAACAGAGAAGUCUCUAAGAGAAAUAUCUAUUUGAUGGACAUGUCGGGGAAAGUGGUGACUGCUACUCUGUGGGGAGAAGAUGCUGAUAAAUUUGAUGGUUCUAGACAACCUGUGAUGGCUAUCAAAGGAGCCAGAGUUUCUGAUUUUGGUGGACGGAGCCUCUCUGUACUGUCUUCAAGCACAGUCAUUGCGAAUCCUGAUAUCCCAGAGGCCUAUAAGCUUCGUGGAUGGUUUGACUCAGAGGGGCAAGCCUUAGAUGGAAUUUCCAUCUCUGAUAUGAAGAGUGGAGGGAUAGGAGGGAGCAACACCAACUGGAAGACUUUAUAUGAGGUUAAAUCAGAGAACCUGGGUCAAGGAGACAAGGCAGACUACUUUAGCACUGUGGCCACAGUGGUGUAUCUUCGCAAAGAGAACUCUAUGUACCAGGCCUGCCCAACUCAGGACUGCAAUAAGAAAGUGAUUGAUCAACAGAAUGGAUUGUACCGCUGUGAGAAGUGUGACAGUGAAUUCCCCAACUUCAAGUACCGCAUGAUCCUAUCAGUAAAUAUUGCUGAUUUUCACGAGAAUCAAUGGGUCACUUGUUUCCAGGAGUCCGCAGAGGCUAUCCUUGGACAAAGUGCUGCUUACCUUGGAGAGUUAAAAGAGAAGAAUGAACAAGCACUUGAUGAAAUUUUCCACAAUGCCAACUUCCGUACGUUCACUUUCAGGAUCAGGGUCAAACUAGAGACCUACAAUGAUGAAUCUCGAAUUAAGGCCAAUGUUAUGGAUGUGAAGCCCGUGGACUAUAGAGAAUAUGGCAGAAGGCUGAUCAUGAACAUCAGGAAAAAUGCAGCAAUGUGAGAAGAGCAAUACUGAUCGCACAGAAGUUUUGAAAAUAAAGAGCUGAAACGAAACUGA